Molecule: messenger RNA, 4044 nt
Organism: Hydra vulgaris (swiftwater hydra)
Lineage: Eukaryota; Metazoa; Cnidaria; Hydrozoa; Anthoathecata; Hydridae
Source: RefSeq, a predicted model, not a curated record
AGACAGAAGAAAUUGUAUCUAUAGUAUCUGAGGAAGAAAAUCAAAUUCUAGUAUCUGAGGAAGAAUCGAGUGCUUCCAUGUUUCAGUUCUUUAGUUCUAAUCCAUUUGAAUGUUCUUUAUUGGAUUCAAUUGUUAACAAAAAGUUUAUGUUUUUAACCUUGUUGUAUUUAAUGAUUAGCAAUUCAUUUACUGAAAUCGCAUUUGAUAGAUUUUUGAAGACUUUGCUGGUAUGUUAGAUGUAGUUUAAAUUGUGCAAUGUACUUGUAAAUGAAUAUUGUGAAGCUAAUAAAAUUAUCAAUCAACUUAGUCCUUAGCAAUAAAUGUUGAUCUGGCUAUUUAUCUCUGGCUGCUACCAGAAAUGGUGCACAUUGCCAAUAAUUCGUAAAAAAAGUCUGAUAAAGUAAUGCAGAACGUUCCUAAUUAUAAAACAUUUUACUUGUGAAAAUUUUAUCCGACUUUUUUUACAAAUUAUAUAUUAUAUAAUAUUUUACAAUUAUAUAUUAUAUAUUUUAUAUCUAUAGUUUUUACAAAUUAUUUUUUUUACAAAUUAUUAAAUUAUAAAAAUAAUGAAGUAUGUCAUAUUUUUAUUUCAACUUGAGGCUGGGGUCUGGCCCAGGCUUAGUUUGGUUGAUAAAGCUUGAAAAAAUAUAUUUUUAAUUUUUAAAUUUUUUUAAUAGAUUUUUCGCUGUAUAAAUGACAUGCCGUCAUCUCAUAAAAUGAUUCGUAGAUUUGUUACUAAAAAUAUAUUCUCCCAUACUGAACCAACGCAUAAAUAUUAUUGUCAUAAUUGCUGCACAGCUUUAGUUGACACGUGUAAAAUAAAUACUCAUUGUUCAUCCCAUAUCUUUAUAUUGGAUAUCAUUAGCCAAAUGAAACUUGUUUUAUUUCUGAAUUUGGAUGCAAUUAAAUCAUAUCAAUUGGAAAUUAUGUCAGGUAAAAGAAAGAGUGAUUUUAUUUCUAGACCAAAUUUUGUUGAAAAUAUGAAGUCUGCAAAUGUUUUACAUAUUCAUUUAUUGAUGUCAACAGAUGGUGGAGAACCAUACACAAAAAAAAAGAUUACAAUGUGGCCAUUUCAUGCUAUUAUUUUAGAUUUACCAUCUUAUAAACGAUUCCUAUUUGAAAAUACACUACUUCUUGGUUUAUGGUUCUCAUUAUUAAAACCUAAUUGGAAUGCUUAUUUAAAGGAGUACAUCAAUGGAAAACUGUUUGAAACACCCCUUGAAAUUAACAAUAUCCAAGUAGUUAUUCAUAUUGUUGGUUUUGUUUUCGAUUUGCCUGCAGUGGCUUCAAUCAUCAAUCAUAAGCAGUAUAAUGGUGAAUUUGGAUGUCACUAUUGCGAACAUCCUGGUAGAACAAUUGAAAGAAAACAUGGUUCCGCUAGAAUUUAUUCACAUUCAGAUACAAAUUAUAAUCUUAAAACAUCUGAAGUGUAUGCCAUAUAUGCUAGAUUAGCCGAAAAAUCAAAAGUAUCUGUAUUUGGAAUUAAAGGCUCAAACAUCUUUAGUGACAUUUCAUUUAUUAAAGUGCCAGAUAUGAUACUUAUUGAUGUGUUACAUUUGUUUUACGAAAAUUGCUCAAAAAAGCUUUUAGUUUGUUUAUUUUCUGUUACCAAUAAACACAAAUCAUUUUUUAUUGGUAGUGCAAAAUUAAAUGCUAUGGAAAUCUUACUUGCUGAACAAAAAAUGCCACAUAACAUGCCCAAGCUAUUAACUAUUAAAUCAUUCACACAUUGGAAAGGCCAUGACUUUAAAAACUUUAUUUUAUACUUAGCAGUUCCAUAUUUUUUACCAUAUUUGAAUCCUGACUGCAUGAUGAUGAUUUAUUCUCUAGUAAUUGGUAUGCGUUUGUGUAGCAGUGAAAUAUGUUUAGAUAAGGUGUUGCUUAUUAGUCAGCUGUUUAACUUUUAUCAAAAAUCAUUGUCUGAGUUGCUUCCUUUAUAUAUGAAUACUAUAAAUGUUCAUUUGCUUGGUCAUGUUAGCGAUAUUAUUAAAAUGCAUGGAAGUGUUACAAAUUACUCAAUGUUUUGUUUUGAAGCUCGGCUAAGUAAUUAUAAAAAAAUGAUGAAGGGAACACAUGGUCAUCCACAACAGAUUGUACAAAAAUUUCUUGACUUCAAAACAGCUUCUUGUUUUUUGCAAACAACAGAUCAUCCUAAAAAAGUUGAAGUUUGUAAAGCAUUAAAUAUUGGCAUUAUUGAACAAGAAGAAUUGCAGUUGUUAAAUCCGGGCAGAUUGUUGAAACAUGGUAUUGUUUACCAUUCAAAAGGUUAUGGCAAACAUAACAGCUACACUUGUCAAUUUGGACAUAAUAAGUUUGGUAUCAUAUUAGAUUUUCCUUUAGUUGACAAUGUAAUACAUGUUCAGUUACAACUAUUGAAUGUGAAGUGUAAGUUAGUUUCUACUUUUGUUGAUAUGGUUGGAAAUUUGGAAAUUAACUUUGAUUAUGACUUUUUUUUUAUUGUUGAACAAACAAAAAACAUUGUUGUUAUUUCAGCUGACACUUUAGUCUGCAAAUGUAUAUUAAUUAAAAGUAAAUUAGAUACAAAAGAUGUAUUAAUUUUGACACCAUUGAAAGAACUUUUCGCAUAUGCUUAGGGUGGCUAAAUGUAAAUUUUGUAAUUAAUAAAUAUGCUUCACAUCAUGCAUGUGUGUUUUUUUAUACUAACAAACAUUUUUAUUUUUAAUAUUUUGAUAAUUUGAUUUAAAAUAAUUUGAUAAUUUGAUUGAAUUUUUUUACAGGUUUAUAUUUUAUUAAAUAAUGACUUACCCUGAUAGAAAUAGAACAAAGAAAUUAGAUUUUGUAGACACUCAAAAGCUUGCUUCUACGUUUGUUCUUUUAUGGUACAAGGAUUGUGAAAAAGAUGAGCGACAUACCUCUCCCAUAUCACUUUCAAAUACACUUUUUAACCAUUAUUCAUCCGUUGAAUGCCUUGAAUUUCAAGUGAAAAAUGUAGUGCAUGUUUCUAUUGCAAAUAUACAACACGCAGCUGUCAUCAUCUAUAAGGGGUCUAUUACCCAAUGCUGUAAAUUUGAAACAUUGCUAGAAAAUGCUUGCUUACUUCAUCAGUGCUAAAAUCCUAGCACUGAUGAAGUAAGCAAGUUUGCCCUCAAUUAUAUUGAAGGCAAUACUGACGGAAAAAGAAAACAUUCUGAUGGAGACCAAUCCUCAGAUUCAGAGAAUAUUGCACCGGUCUCAGAACAUACAGGCCUAAACGGACCUAAAUAUAAAUCGACUCAAACCUAAAUAUAAAUCAAAGGUGCUGAAAAAAAAACAUGUAAAUGAAGUGUUGAAUGAAAAUUCAGAAUCAGAGUCCUUUGCAUCAUUUUAUAACAGUCAAAAAGGAUCUAAAAAAGUGAAGCACAGAUUAUGGCUUUGGAAAAGCGGAAGCUUGACAUGCUACUUGACAAUGUUGAUGCUCCCAGAGCAUUGAUGCUUCCAAUAAUUAGUGAUGUUCCUAAAACAAAACACUGUGGUUCACCGAAGUUAAGCAAACUAUCUUGUUUAGAAGCAAUUUUAAUUGAACAAAAGAAACUUCUUUUUGAACAAAAGAAGACCAACAAACUGUUGUCUGAAAUUUUGCGCCCAAUAGAAAAAGAAUCUGUAAAUAAUGAUAAUGCCGUGUAUACUGGUUUUGAUGCCGAAUUUAAAUUGCACGACAUUCAAAAACGAGAACCAUGUAGCUUUGCAAGAAAAUUUAUUUUGUUGCGAUUCGGAAAGGAGUUUACUUGCACGCGUAUUUGUGAACCAAACGGACCUACUGCACGCAUUCAAAUGGAGAACGAAGAAAUUCAGGAAGUUAAAGGUGCACUUGACAAAGUGUUUACGUCUUACAACUGGCGUGUUGUUUGGGCGAGUAUUAAUCAAUUUUUCCGAGACAAUAAAAGUAGUACAAAAGUUUGAAGACUAAACAAAUGAGUGACAUUUUUCUUGUGGUGUGGGGUUGUCAGCGUUUUUCGCUUAUCCCCCCCCCCCCCCCCAUUCUAUCUGUAAUGUGUUUUGUAUGUUUUGUGUGUUAAAUAAAUACACCAUCUUAUUUAUUCUAAA